Molecule: messenger RNA, 2951 nt
Organism: Hippopotamus amphibius kiboko
Lineage: Eukaryota; Metazoa; Chordata; Mammalia; Artiodactyla; Hippopotamidae
Gene: LMNB1
Product: lamin B1
Exons: 11
Coding region: 433-2193 (586 amino acids)
Source: RefSeq, a predicted model, not a curated record
CCGCCCCCCGCGGCUCGCGGCCAGCCCGCCCCUCCUCCCUCUUCCCCCCGCCCGCGGCUCCGCGCCGCCUGAGAGGAAACAAAGUGCUGCGGGCGGGAGACUCGGCGGCGGCAGCGCGCGGACGCAGCUCGGCCCUCCUGGCCACCCUCGCCCCCUAUUUCCCGAGCGUGUGUGCGCGCGUGUGUGAGUGUGUGCAUGUCUUCUUACAAAGGGCGUUUCACGUCUGAUUGAUUCUCAGUCCUCCCCCUUUGCCCUUUGUGCUGUAACCCCUCUCCCGCCAUCCCAGGUGCUUCGUCCUGCCCCCCCUGCGCCGGCCUCUCCGCGAGCGCGGGCCGCCGGUUCGUGCCUGUCCUCCCGCUUCGCCUCCUGCCGCCCCCUCCGUGUCCCGGCGCUGCCCGGGGCCUCCGCGCUCCGCUCUCCUCGCCGAUCGCCAUGGCGACAGCGACCCCCGUGCCGCCGCGGGCGGGCAGCCGCGCCGGCGGCCCCGCCACGCCACUGAGCCCCACGCGGCUGUCGCGGCUGCAAGAGAAGGAGGAGCUGCGCGAGCUCAACGACCGGCUGGCCGUGUACAUCGACAAGGUGCGCAGCCUGGAGACGGAGAACAGCGCGCUGCAGCUGCAGGUGACGGAGCGCGAGGAGGUGCGCGGCCGCGAGCUCACCGGCCUCAAGGCGCUCUAUGAGACCGAGCUGGCCGACGCGCGACGCGCGCUCGACGACACGGCCCGCGAGCGCGCCAAGCUGCAGAUCGAGCUGGGCAAGUUCAAGGCCGAGCACGAUCAGCUGCUCCUCAAUUACGCUAAGAAAGAAUCUGAUCUUAAUGGAGCCCAGAUCAAGCUUCGAGAAUAUGAGGCAGCACUGAAUUCAAAAGAUGCAGCUCUGGCUACUGCACUUGGUGAUAAAAAAAGUUUAGAGAGUGAUUUGGAGGAUCUGAAGGAUCAGAACGCCCAGUUGGAAGCCUCUUUAGGUGCUGCGAAGAAACAGUUAGCAGAUGAAACUUUACUUAAAGUGGAUUUGGAGAAUCGCUGUCAGAGCCUUACUGAAGACUUGGAGUUUCGUAAAAACAUGUAUGAGGAGGAGAUUAAUGAGACCAGAAGGAAGCAUGAAACUCGCUUGGUAGAGGUGGAUUCUGGGCGUCAGAUUGAGUAUGAGUACAAGCUGGCUCAAGCCCUUCAUGAGAUGAGAGAGCAACACGAUGCCCAAGUCAAGCUGUACAAAGAAGAGCUGGAGCAGACUUACCAUGCCAAACUUGAGAAUGCCAGACUGUCAUCGGAGAUGAAUACUUCUACUGUCAAUAGUGCCAGAGAAGAACUGAUGGAAAGUCGUAUGAGAAUUGAGAGCCUCUCAUCUCAGCUUUCUAAUCUACAGAAAGAGUCUAGAGCAUGUUUGGAGAGGAUUCAAGAAUUGGAGGACUUGCUUGCUAAAGAAAGAGACAACUCUCGUCGCAUGCUGUCUGACAAAGAGAGAGAGAUGGCGGAAAUUCGGGAUCAGAUGCAGCAACAGCUAAACGAUUAUGAACAACUUCUUGAUGUUAAGUUAGCACUGGACAUGGAAAUCAGUGCUUAUAGGAAACUCUUAGAAGGCGAGGAAGAGAGAUUGAAGCUCUCUCCAAGCCCUUCUUCCCGCGUGACUGUAUCACGUGCGUCCUCGAGUCGCAGUGUGCGUACAACCAGAGGAAAGCGGAAGAGAGUGGACGUGGAAGAAUCUGAAGCCAGCAGCAGCGUCAGCAUCUCUCAUUCUGCCUCGGCCACUGGGAAUGUCUGCAUUGAAGAGAUAGAUGUUGAUGGGAAAUUUAUCCGCUUGAAGAACAAUUCCGAACAGGAUCAACCAAUGGGAGGCUGGGAGAUGAUCAGAAAAAUUGGAGACACAUCAGUCAGUUACAAAUAUACCUCAAGAUAUGUGCUGAAGGCAGGCCAGACUGUGACAAUCUGGGCUGCAAAUGCCGGUGUCACGGCCAGUCCUCCCACUGACCUCAUCUGGAAGAACCAGAACUCUUGGGGCACUGGCGAAGAUGUGAAGGUUAUAUUGAAAAAUUCUCAGGGAGAGGAGGUAGCUCAAAGAAGUACGGUCUUCAAAACAACCAUACCUGAAGAGGAAGAGGAGGAGGAAGAAGCAGCUGAAGUGGCUGUCGAGGAAGAACUUUUCCACCAGCAGGGAGCCCCAAGAGGUUCCAAUAGAAGCUGUGCAAUUAUGUAAACUUCUCAAGUCAACGGUCUUCCUCAGAAUAAAGAAGUAUGGUAAUCCUUACCUACAUGCAGUGCAGAGCCUUCUCAGAAGCACAGAAUAUUUUUAUAUUUCCUUUAUGUGAAUUUUUAAGCUGCGAAUCUGAUGGCCUUAAUUUCCUUUUUUGACACUGAAAGUUUUGUAAAAGAAAUCAUACCCAUACACUUUGUUGCAAGAUGUGAAUUAUUGACACUGAACUUAACUGUACUGUUUGGAAGGGGUCCCUCAAAUUUUUUGACAUUUUUUUGUAUGUGUGGUUUUUUUUUUUAAGUUCUUAUGAGGAGGGGAGGGUAAAUAAACCACUGUGUGUCUGGGUUUCAUUUGAAGAUUGCUCCGUCUAGAUGAGCAAUCUGCUCUUGAUUAUUCUCUGCUAUGUAUAACGGUGCUGUGAGGGAGGGGAAAAGCAUUUUUUCAAUAUAUCAAACUUUUGUACUGAAUUUUUUUGUAAUAAAUCAAGGCUACAAAAAUUUUUUUUAAAUAGAAAAGAGAAAUUUUGUAAGAAGGCAAUAUUAACCUAAUCAUCAUGUAAGCACUCUGGAUGAAGGAUUCCACAAAACUUUGUUUUAUGGUUACUUCUUCUCUUAGAUUCUUAACUCACAAGGGGAAUGGGGGGAGGGGAUAAGGGGGGAGGGAAGGGUUUCUCCUAAAACGCAUUAGUUGUGUUUUUUAAGAUAGCGUAACUUGCUUAAAUUUCUAAUGUGACAUUAACGAAUAAAAAGCUGUUUUAAUAU